Messenger RNA from Nycticebus coucang (slow loris), 2182 nucleotides. It is a transcript of the gene DDX39A, whose product is annotated as DExD-box helicase 39A. Gene Ontology annotation, biological process: mRNA export from nucleus; mRNA splicing, via spliceosome. The record is from RefSeq and is a predicted model, not a curated record. Lineage: Eukaryota; Metazoa; Chordata; Mammalia; Primates; Lorisidae. Bases 775 to 2058 code for a protein of 427 amino acids. Gene Ontology annotation, molecular function: ATP binding; RNA helicase activity; RNA binding. The transcript has 11 exons.
UUUGUCGAGCAAUAGAAGUCAGACACAGGAGACAAUCUAUUCCACGUUCCCAUUUAUAUAAAAUUCAAGGACAGACAAAACUCAUCUAUAGUGACAGAAAUCUAAACAGCACAAAAUUCCACUCGAAUAAUUCCAAGUUCCCAAACUUCCUCAGCCCCUUCUAAAGCCUCCACCGUGAAUGAUCCCCGCCAAUAGUGGAUCGUUGGCAACUCCGAAAGCUCUGGGUUCAGCAGCCAGGGCAGAAGCCGCGCUUCGAAAGGGUGGGGCACACGUCUCGGGCCAAUCCUCUGGUCUUCAGCUGCCAGUACUAAACAUGGCGGCGCCCACCCAAGCCGUGGUGGCGGGGGUGGUGACUAAGUCCCAGUCACGUGACAGCGCGCAACAGACGUGCGUCAGCUCACUUCUAUUUUUUUUUUAAAUCCUCCACAGAAUUUUAUUUGCUAAUUACAUACAACAUAAAGCUCACCAAAGUCAGCUCACUUCUAAAUGCCCACUUUUAGAUUAACCAAUGAACCCGAGUCGUAAGGCACGCCCUCUUCCCUCUCUCCACCAAUAGAGUUUCGGUGCCUCCCGAACAAUCCAAUCACCACUUCCGCCUCCCUUGAAUGAAAAGGCAGCGGUCCAGUGGGCAGAACCACAAUCGGAAGCAGGAGGCAGAAGCGUGGCAGGUUCUAUCUGGGCGCGCGGCGGCGAACUGGAGUUGGGCGGCUCUUCUUCUCAGCACGCGAGGACGAGCGGGGAACCAGGGCUUUUCUCUCCUCUGUUCUCAGCAUCAUGGCAGAGCAGGAUGUAGAAAACGAACUUUUGGAUUAUGAGGAAGAUGAAGAACCCCAGGCUCCCCCAGAGAGCACUCCAGCUCCUCCUAAGAAAGACGUCAAGGGAUCCUAUGUUUCCAUCCAUAGCUCUGGCUUCCGGGACUUUCUGCUGAAGCCAGAGCUUCUGAGGGCCAUUGUGGACUGUGGCUUUGAGCAUCCGUCUGAGGUCCAGCACGAGUGCAUUCCACAGGCCAUCCUGGGCAUGGACGUCCUGUGCCAGGCCAAGUCUGGGAUGGGCAAGACAGCAGUUUUUGUGCUGGCCACUCUACAGCAGAUCGAGCCUGUCAACGGACAGGUGACAGUCUUGGUCAUGUGCCAUACAAGGGAGCUGGCCUUCCAGAUCAGCAAGGAAUAUGAGCGCUUCUCCAAGUACAUGCCCAGUGUCAAGGUGUCUGUCUUCUUUGGUGGCCUCUCCAUCAAGAAAGAUGAAGAAGUAUUGAAGAAAAACUGUCCCCAUGUUGUGGUGGGGACCCCAGGCCGGAUCCUGGCCCUUGUGCGGAAUAGGAGCCUCAACCUGAAGAAUGUGAAGCACUUUGUGCUGGACGAGUGUGACAAGAUGCUGGAACAGCUGGACAUGCGGCGGGAUGUGCAGGAGAUCUUCCGCCUGACGCCCCACGAGAAGCAGUGCAUGAUGUUCAGUGCCACUCUGAGCAAGGAGAUCCGCCCUGUCUGCAGGAAGUUCAUGCAGGAUCCAAUGGAGGUGUUUGUGGAUGAUGAGACCAAGCUCACACUGCAUGGACUACAGCAGUACUACGUCAAGCUCAAGGACAGUGAGAAGAACCGCAAACUCUUUGAUCUCUUGGAUGUGCUAGAGUUUAACCAGGUGGUCAUCUUUGUCAAGUCUGUACAGCGCUGCAUGGCCCUGGCCCAGCUCCUCGUAGAACAGAACUUCCCAGCCAUUGCCAUCCACCGGGGCAUGGCCCAGGAGGAGCGCCUGUCACGCUAUCAGCAGUUCAAGGAUUUCCAGCGGCGGAUCCUGGUGGCCACCAAUCUGUUUGGCCGAGGGAUGGAUAUUGAGCGAGUCAACAUCGUCUUCAACUAUGACAUGCCUGAGGACUCUGACACCUACCUGCACCGGGUGGCCCGGGCGGGUCGCUUUGGCACUAAAGGCCUGGCCAUCACUUUUGUGUCUGACGAGAAUGAUGCCAAAAUACUCAAUGAUGUUCAGGACCGGUUUGAGGUGAAUGUGGCAGAACUUCCAGAGGAAAUUGAUAUCUCCACAUACAUUGAGCAAAGCCGGUAACCACAUGCCUCGACGGCCUGGAGCUGCCCAAGUGCUGCUUCAUGUCUUCUUCACACCAGAUGGGUCUCUCUUUUUAUUGUUCAAAAGCUGUAGAUUUGUGUAAGAAUAAAUUUUUAUUAUGGAA